GUGGUGUGCAUCUUCAAAGCAGGUGACGCAGCCCCGCUAAACAGAGCCUCAUCGCUCAAGGAAAUAAAAGGGGAAAAGGAGGUGCAUCAUGGCGGACAAGCAGCAGCUGAUCGACAUGGGCUUUGCGCCAGAGCGCGUCGACUGGGCUCUGCGUGCGACACGCGGUAAGGGGAUUCAAGAGGCGAUGGACCACCUUGUCGAGCACAGCGAGGAGCCCGUGCCACCUGCCGAAGAGCAGGCGCAAGGCGCCGACGCCGCAGGCGAGGAUGAGGGACUGGCACGGAUCGGCGAUACGGCGAAUUCGAUCAAAUGCACCGAGUGCGGCAAGCAAUUCCGGAACCAAGCCUAUGCCCAGUUCCACGCCGAAAAGAGCGGGCACACCGAUUUCGAAGAGAGCACCGAGGAGAUCAAGCCGUUGACUGAGGAGGAGAGAAAGGCGAGACUAGAUGAAAUGCGAAGCAAAUUGGCAGAAAAGCGGGCAAAGCAGGCAUUACUUGACAAGGAAGAAGCACGCGCGAAUGAGUUGAUCCGCCGCAAAGCGGGCAAAGAGACGUUGGACGCACGCGAGGAGCUGAAGCGCAAGGAGGCAGAGAAGGAUGCAGCGCGCAAACUGCAGGAGAAAAUGGCGGACAUUGCGGCGAAGGAGCGCGUGCGCGCGCAGAUCGAGGCGGAUAAGCACGAGCGCGCCGAGAAGGUACGGCUCGAGAAGCUUAAGCGCGAAGGCAAGCUGGAUGAGACGGCACCUGUAUCAGCUUUAGCAGCAGCACCAUCCGUGCCGCGGGCUAGCGGAGCAGGUGCGAAUGCAAAGGAGAGCAGGCUGCGCGUCCGGCUCAACACAGGAGAGAUGUGGAGCGGGAGCUUGGACGCGGACAGCGGCACUCUGAGGGACGUGGAGCAGAAGGUGAUCGCAGAUGGCAAGAGCCAAGGGCCGAAGCUCGAGCUCUCGACGACGUUCCCGCGCAGGAUCUUCACGGAGGAGGAAAAGGGCAGGACGCUGCGCGAGCUGGGACUGGUGCCAAAUGCGGCGUUGGAGGCAAGUGCGACACAGUAGAUUUGGAAAGGGGGCAGGCCAAGAGGAUGCAUGUAUUUCGGGGCAGAGAAUGCGGCCAUUUCAGCACGGAGCAUGGAGCUGUCACCCGUUCUGCCGUGCUUGCAUUGGGUGCUGAGGCCGCAGAUGAUAGUAUGACCCAGUAAGCGACCAAGUCGGUGGCUAUGUGUAAACUAG
This is a messenger RNA of Tilletiaria anomala UBC 951, 1225 nucleotides long. RefSeq lists its product as uncharacterized. Gene Ontology annotation, molecular function: protein binding. The coding region runs from base 89 to 1051 and encodes 320 amino acids. NCBI's taxonomy places the organism in Eukaryota, Fungi, Basidiomycota, Exobasidiomycetes, Georgefischeriales, Tilletiariaceae. The transcript has 6 exons. The record is from RefSeq and is a predicted model, not a curated record.